GUGAGAUCCAUUUACCAUUUGAGGAGAUUAUUGCAAUUUUAUAUCGAUUUCGUUGCUGCGAUGCUCUCAGUGCUAUGAAAUCACAACCCCAUGCUAGUCAUAAAAUUCCCUUCUGAAUUUGACAAAUUGUCUGUGUGAAUCCAAGUUGGAAUCUCAAAGGAUCCCCUGCUAAAUCUCAGGAUGGGACAUUUUGAUCAGGUCCAUAUUCUCCUUCCACCUCUCCAUGUCAGCAGUCUUCUACUAGUCUUUUGAUUAUGUUCACUUGACACACAUGGCAACCGGUUCUCUUCUUCGCGCCCUUCAAAGAGCUACACGAACUUCUUCGACUCUCAACUUCUCUUUCUCAAAUCCUUACUUUUCCAGGUCGAUUUCCUACCACACAGAAUUGAUUUCUUCUCCUUCUCAAUAUUUGGUUCAAUUAAAUCCAUGGAAACCAACAUGGGUUUUCAGAAAUUUCAGUCAUGGUCGAAUAAACUUUGUUACUUCUCAAGGAAAGUCUAAAUUCGAAGAACAUGAAUAUGAUCAAGAGAAACGCCAAUAUAAAUCCAAAUGGAUAUGCAAGAAGAAAUUCAAGAUGCAAUUGUCAAGAGGGAAAACAAAGAGGAAAUUAGCUAAUAAGAAAGACCCUAGAAAUCUUAGAGUUAUAGGGAAGAAACAGCAAAAGUUCUUAAAUGCAGAGGAGAGAAUCAUAGACAAGAUUGAUAAGGCAAAAAUUAAGGAAGCAUUACUGAUGGAAAAGCUGAAAAGAUAUGAAGUUCCUAAAGCUCAAGGUCCAGAGGUGAAACAGGAAUGUUUGACUGGUGAAGAAAGAUUUUACAUGAAAAAGAUGGCGCGGAAAGGAUCAAAUUAUUUACAAGUUGGUGUAAGAGGAGUUUAUGGUGGUGUUAUAGAUAAUAUGCAUAUGCAUUGGAAGCAUCACGAAACAGUUAAGGUUUUUUGCAAGCCUUGUAGACCUGGUGAAGUACAUGAGUACGCAAAAGAGAUAGCUAGAUUAAGUGGUGGGAUUCCGAUACAAGUGAUUGGAAAUGACACGAUAGUAUUUUACCGAGGGAAGAAUUAUGUUCAGCCUGACAUUAGGCGUCCUGUUGAUACAUUAUCCAAGAAGAGGGCACUAGAAAAAUCAAAAUACAUGCAGUCACUUGAAGCAGUGAGGCACUUCAUUGCUGUAGCAGAGAAAGAAUUAGAACUCCAGCACAGACAUGUCGCCCUUUGCAAUGGCCUUAGUUCUUAUGAUUUGAUCUCUAUCAGCACAGAAAAAGACUCAGCCUUUCCUGUAAGUUCUGAAGUGACUACCGAAGGCUUGAUUUCACAUUUUGAUGACUUCUCCAUUAUUCCUUCAGAUAUAGAACUUGACCACUCACAUCAAGAAUUGUUGCAAACUGAAGAAGAAACCUCUGAGUCUAACGAUGAAUACUUAUCGGGAAGCGAAGUUGAUGUUGGUGAUGGAAGUAUGUCAGUUACUAACGUUAGUUCUGACAAAGAAGAGGUAUCCUUCUUUAAGUUCUCUUUAUCAAAGGGCUCGUUCUGCAGCUCAGCUAUUUCACCAACUGUGGAAAGUAGAUUCAAUUUUUAUAUUAGAGAUUUGCAUCGUGAAAGAUCGACAAAUUCAUGAUAUUCAGUUCCCAAUAUUUGCUGAAUGAAAUGUUGGGGAUAUCAUCCAGUUCCGGAAUAUUGUCAAUUCAGAUGUGCAUCCCUUUUCUGCAUCUUAUCGGACUGCUUUUUUCCAAUAUGAAGCUACAGACAACUUCUAUGCGACUUAAAGCACUAACGGUUUCUCUCUAUCUUAUUCAGACAAGAACAAAAUGAAUUAGGAUGACAGUUUACAAUAUACAGCAGUGCCAAUGUCUAGGCUUUAUUCUGCUCUACCAACUAUCUCCACAAGAACAAGUCCCUAUCAUGAUUUGGUUCAAGCGAAUAAACUCUUUGAAGCUAAUGCCCUGGGGAGAGAAUUCACUUGGACCAAUAAGGAAAUCUGGGACAGGGAGAAAAAUCAGACGAUUGAUAGGACUUUCAUCAAUGAAGCUUGGUUGGAGAAGUUCCAAAACUGGAGAUACAAAGCUGUGGCGGAGGCGGUAGAUAUUUCUGAUCACUCUCCUUUAUCUGGGUAUGUUUUUGUGUCGCAAAGACCUGCUAGAGCUCCUUUUCGCAUACAAAAGAUAUGGUUUUCGCACAGUGAUUUUAUGAGUUCAACAGAGUUUGGGAUGCUCUUUUGACUGACUCUCCUGCUUUUGUUUUUAAUAGUAAGUUGAAAAGGUUGAAAAUUGCUCUAAAGGAGUGGAAUAGAUCUGUUUUUGGCAAUGUUAAUAUGCGGCUUAAUCAAGCUGAAUUACAACUUGACAUUGGAAAAGUUAUCUCUGACCCAGAUCGUACUAGUGUUAGUAAAUUUGCUAGUUUGGCAGACGCUAAGACUGCAGUGGAACUUUCUUGCGUUCAACUGGCGAUAAUGCUGCGACAAAAAGCUAGGGCAACUUAGAUUGCUGAUGGUGACAGCAACGGAAGUUUUCUUCACAACAAUAUACGAAUUCGACGUUGUCACAAUAAGAUUUCUGAAAAUGUGGAUGAAGAUUGCAGCGUCAUUCAAGACCCCGAUCAGAUAAUGCAACACAUUGUGCAUUACAUGGCCAACUUCAACGGUGUAGUUAAGCAUAUUGAUGAUGAGCUGUUUGAUGUGCAUCAGGGAAGGAUCAGAGAAACGGAAAGCCUAGCUAUGAAUGUUAUUCCAGCAGAGGAGGAAAUCAAAGCAGCUGUUUUUGAUUUAGGUGCAGAAAGCGCACCAAGACCUGAUGGUUAUUCAGGUAUUUUUUGUAAACAGUGUUCGGAGGUACUUGACUCUGAUCUUAUUCUUUCCAUUACUCACUGUUGGCAGCGCAAGUUUAUUCCUAAUGGUGUGAACUCUAGUAUGAUUAUUCUUCUUCCUAAGGAGAAAGGAGGUAAUACGUUGAAGAAUUACCUACCAAUUGGGCUGAGUAACAUCUUUUUUAAAAAAUUUACUAAGAUACUAGCUUCUAGACUUGGUGGGGUUUUAGAAAAUUUGAUUUCUGAGGAACAGGUGGCCAUUUUGAAGGGAAGAAAUAUCCAUGGGAAUUUCAGUGUGGCUUCUGAUUGGUGAAUGAGCUUGUAGUGAAACGAGAGUGGGCAAGUAGGACUAAAGCUUGAUAGCACCCAGGCUUUUGAUACUCUCAGUUGGCAAUUCAUUCUGGAAGUUUUAAAAAAGUAUGGUGUUUUUGAUGAUUGGUGCACUUGGAUUCAUAAUAGUUUGAAGUCUACUAGAAUCUCUGUUCUGGUUAAUCUCAACCCUGAGGGUUCUUUUCGAGAUUCUCUGAGUGACAAUUUCCCGUUCAGUUGACAGAUUGUCUCUGUGAACCCAAGUUGGAAGCUCAAAGGAUCCCCUCCUUGCUCAAUCUUAGUUUUUUGCACCUUCUCGACCUGGUGAAGUACAUGAGUAUGCAAAAGAGAUAGCUAGAUUAAAUGGUGGGUUUCCGAUACAAGUGAUUGGAAAUGACACGAUAAUCCGGGGGAAGAAUUAUGUUCAGCCUGAAGUUAUGUGUCCUGUUGAUAAUUCUCCAAGAAGAGGGUACUAGAAAAAUCAAAAUACAUGCAGUCACUUGAGGCAGUGAGGAACUUCAUCGCUGUAGCGGAGAAAGAAUUAAAAUUUCAGUACAGGCACGUUGCCCUCUGCACCAUUCCAAGUUCUUCUGAUUCCAACUCGACCUCUAUCAGAACAGAAAAAACUCAGCCUUACCCUGGAAGUUCUGAAAUAACAAGUUUGAAUUACGACGAGUUUUCAACUGAUCAUUCAGAUAGGGAAUUUGACCAAUCACGUCAAGAAUUGUUAUGAAAACUCGUAGUCAGACGAUGAAUACUUAUCUGGAAUUGAAGUUGAUGUUGAUGAAGGAAGUGUAUCAGUUACAAACGUUAGUUCAGACGAAGAAGAGGUAUCCUUCUGUGUACCACAGAGCUCUUUCUGUUGCUCAGAUUGUUCACCAUUGUUGGAAAGUAGUUUAAAUUGUAGUAUUGGAGAUUUGCAAGGUGAAAAAGACUGAAAAAUUCAUGAUGUUCAGUUACCAAGAUUUGCUGAAUGAAAUUUUGGAGAUUUCAUCCAAUUUCCAAAGUAAUGGGAGUUUUGACUGUUUCCACCACUUCCUAUAUGAAGCUAAGGAGAAUUUCCAUUUGACUUGAACUCUUGAAGCACAGAUGGUUUCUCGCUAUACUUUCAGAACUGGCGAAUUAUGCAAAAUGAAUUACAAUUCACAAGCCACAGCAUUGUGAAUGUCUCGAACAAGUCCCACGAUCAAAAGUUGAAACGGGUUUCGAUCUUUCGCAACAAGUUUCCUUCUAGUGAUCUCUGCAAACAACUUGAUCAUUGAAUGACAAUCAUUACAGAACAGAGAUUGUUUGCAAAUGGUUCCAGCCAGGUUCAGUGGAAAUUAACAGGUAAAGUAUUGUGAGCUUCUCCCUGUGAAUUGGUACAGUCACGCUGUCACGUAAAAUAACCUCGGGCGCAGGAGAAUACUCAUCUUCCGAUCUCAAAAGUUGGUUAAAUUGAUGUGCUGGAACUAUAACGUAAAUACCCAUUGUGUUGGAACUAAAGUUUUUUUUGAUCAGAAUUGAAACUAAAGUUUAGCCCACCAAAGGGUCCAAGACCAACACAAAAAUUCAGACUUUUGUGAAAUAUGGCAAUGGCACUGCUUUGAAUUCUGUCUUUUCAGUAGGUCAUAUUGAUGUGCCGUGGGAUACUGAAUUGAGUUGCAGUUCUGAGCUACAAAUUGUCUGAGAUUUUUUUUAAUGUGACUCAGAAAUUGUCUUUAUCCACUCAGCAA
This is a messenger RNA of Papaver somniferum (opium poppy), 4820 nucleotides long. RefSeq names its product CRM-domain containing factor CFM3, chloroplastic/mitochondrial-like. The record is from RefSeq and is a predicted model, not a curated record. The transcript is spliced from 8 exons. Gene Ontology annotation, molecular function: RNA binding. NCBI's taxonomy places the organism in Eukaryota, Viridiplantae, Streptophyta, Magnoliopsida, Ranunculales, Papaveraceae. The coding region runs from base 272 to 1612 and encodes 446 amino acids.